AUGGGUUACGCGAAAAUCAUAUACAAGGAUGAAUAUUUUGUCGAGAAAAUUGUCUCACAUCGAGCUGGACCGAAUGGGGAAUAUCAGUAUUUUUUAAAGUGGUUGGGUUAUCCCGACGAGGAUAACACGUGGGAAGACGAAUGUAACAUCUUCGCGCAGGAUUUGCUUUAUGAAUACUGGGAUCAGCAUGGCGGCAGGCCCGGUUCUUCGGGUCGCACAUAUCCACCCGUUAAUGAAAUUGACAGAUGUCAAGAAGACGCGUAUGAUCGCAAUAUCGGUUCAAGAAAACACCGGCGAAACGGAAAUAUUAAUGGUGAUUCGAGAGAUCGAGGCUUUGUUCACCGUGACGAUCAAAGGAAACGUAAAAGGCAUCAAGAUCGCGAUAGUGAUAUUAUCGUAAAGGGUACAAAUGGAACUUUCAAAAACCAUGAUAGAUCCAACAGUCAUCAUGGGAAUCUAAUAUCAUGUAACAAUAUAAGAAGCGCGAAUAAUGCAAAGAGCAAGAAGGAUCGAAUCAAGAUUUUGAACACGUGCAGUGGGAAUAGCCACUCACGGUUUGAUAAGACCAGUUUCGACGAGAAACUGGACAAAAGCAAUAAUGACUUUAUGGAGAUUGACUCCGACGAAGUUGUUGAAGAAGGCAGUAGGGAACCUCGAAACUGUCUUGGAAAUCACGACUCCGAAUUUCAAAGAGUCAACAUCCGACAAACCCCAAAGGACUUGGCCAAUGACGAUAGUGACAAUACCACCGGAAACACCGACAGCAGCAACGAUUCUGACGGUGAUGCCGGAGGUGAAAGAAAAAAUGGAACUUCCGAGAAAGCGUCAAAAGAAAACUCGGAAGUAAUUGCGCAGAUUGAAGAAACGAUGAAGAUACUUUGGGACUCUGUUAGGCUUAGCAGUAGUUCGUCAAGUGAUGACGAGGAGGACGAAAGUUAUGAGCUGACCAGCAAACGGGAUAAGGAAGACACUUGGGAGAAGAAUAUCCGAAGUAUCGACUUUAUCGAAAAGAAUGUGGAAUUAAACAAAACAUUGGUCUGUAUCACUUGGAAGAACGGCGAAAAAUCAGCACACGAUUCUAAACUCGCGAACAAAAAAUGCCCUCAAAAACCUUGGGUUUUCGAAUUGUCAAAAGAAAGAGAUGAUGAUGUUACGACAUUAGAAUUGGAGUAUGAAGGGAAUGCAUUGACACUUUUAAAGUAUGAUGUACAUGUAUUUUCCCUGUUUAUUGCAAUCAAACAAUACUCAGCCGAGAAGGCGAAGCGACUCACGAGGAAAAUUGAAAAUUCGUCCGGACGUCUCACGAAUGUCAAAUUCAGGGACUCAACGCGUCCUAUAGUGGACAAGUGUGUACACCAAAACAACAUCGCUCACGAUCCCUGA
Acaulospora morrowiae is the source of this 1383-nucleotide messenger RNA. The record is from the annotation of a GenBank genome assembly. Lineage: Eukaryota; Fungi; Glomeromycota; Glomeromycetes; Diversisporales; Acaulosporaceae.